GGCAUGGAGCCUAGGUACGUAAAGACAAGAGGAUAGCUAGGGUGCCUGGUCAGAGGAGGUUAAACAGGAUACAGUAUGAGAUGGGCUGGGGCUCAGCAGUCUCUAAGCCCCUCAAAGUUUUGUAGAGGGACGAGAGCUUGGGGUUGGAGAUGCCAGUGAGAAAGAUGAAUUCUUUUUUUUUUUUUUCUUUUUUUCGGAGCUGGGGACCGAACCCAGGGCCUUGCGCUUGCUAGGCAAGCGCUCUACCACUGAGCUAAAUCCCCAACCCCCGAAAGAUGAAUUCUUGUGGCUGAUGUGCUAUGUGGGAGACACAAGAGACAGAGCGGCUAGAGUGGCUUGGGUUGCUGUGGCCAAGACAACGUGAAAGAAUGUGAGGUGGGCUUUGAUCCUGGCCUUACAGUGUCUAGGCUUUAGCAGCUGUUGUGCCAUGUGCUAUUGCCACUGCCUAGAGGCCAACCUAAGUCCCCUAUGGGGGCCCCAGCCGACAACACGGUCCCUACGGCCAAGUUUCAAAUACCCCUGCCUACUGGCACAGCCCUCCCCCAUACUCGUGGCCUCCUUGGAGCUCCAGCCACUCAGGAAUUGGCCCUGCAGGGGUUCCCCCAGGUCUGGUCGUUCCCACAGACGUCCCAGAGGCGCGUCCCCGCGGGCUCAGCGGUCGCUAGGCUGCAGGCUGGUGCCCUGACCCUCUACGCUGAGCUGGCAGAGAGCGGUGCAGGCGGCAGCGCAUGGCGGCAGAGUCCGGGCGUUCGUGGACUCAGGUGCGCGGCGCGUACGGCGUUAGAGAGGCGCUGAGGCGAGGCGUGGCCCGCCGGCUGGACCCGGACUCGCAGCCCAACGGUCCGGUUCCCGAAGAUGCCCGCGCCCGGGGCCGCCUGGCUCGCCUGCGUGGCCAGCUGCGGGUCGAGGCGGCGGCGCGAGUCGAGGCACCGCGGCUGCUGCGGGUGGUCGAGCGCGCGGGCGCGCGAGCCGGGGCGACGGGGACCGGCGAGAGGAGCGAGGCGCGCAGCGGCGGCUCGGUGUGCUCGGUGUGCGGGGAGCCGCGCGGCGGCGCCACCUACCCCGCCGGUGUCCUAGAGGUGAGCGAGCGGCGGCUGCAGGAGGGGCUGGCGGCCGUGCGAGCCGAGCUGGGCGCGGAGCUGGAGGCGCUGCGUGCGGAGCUGCGGAGCGAGCUGAACGCCCUGCGCGCCCUGCUGCCGCCGCCGCCUCCACCGCCGCCGCCGCCACCCGCCCGCCGCGAGCCCCGCGGUCCGGCCCUGCUGCGGGUCCUCGGCACGGUGAACGCCUUGGCUUCGUCCUCCAGGGCCGCGGAUAAUGGCCCGGACGCCCCCGCGGAUGGCCUGGCGAACCGAGUCGUGGCCCGCAAGAACUACAAGAAAACUCCAGUGCCUCCAGCGGCUGCCCAAGGCGGCGGAGACUGAGGGGCUCCGGUGUCCCCAGAAGGGGGCAAAUCGGCCGAUGUGCGGUGCUCCUAUAGACUCCCCAGAUGCCUCCAACUGACAUUCCAUUAUUUAGAGGGUGGGCGGCAGAGGCUAUGCAGAUGGUUUUGCGGUGUGGUUGAUGACCGCCCGGGACUGAGUCUGGGCUGUAGAGCUCCUUUUGGCCUUGGAACUGGGGAAGAAUCUGGACUAGAGUGGCACUGCCUGAGAGGAGCAGCUGGCCGAGCCAAGGGAUCUGCAGCCUGGAGGCAAAAGCUUGUCUUUUUCUUUAAAGUCCUCGGACUCAGCCUCAGACACUUACACGCUUACUUAGCCUCCCAACAGUAGGCCAACACCAGCUUCUCUUUAGAAAAGACUCCACAGGGCAAUUAUUUGGCAGGCCUGGUUUUGUAACGCUUGCUGUCUCUCACAAAACCAGCCAACUCGGUGACUCGUGUCGGACCCUGCUUUUACUUUUAAAGACUGGCCUUGGAAUUUCAACCCGGGUCAUCAUUUUAAUCGGACACAGUAACUCCCCUUGUUGAUCACCCAGAUUGUAUAAUAAAAUGCAAUUUCUGGAGUA
This is a messenger RNA of Rattus norvegicus (Norway rat), 2001 nucleotides long. NCBI's taxonomy places the organism in Eukaryota, Metazoa, Chordata, Mammalia, Rodentia, Muridae. The record is from RefSeq and is a predicted model, not a curated record.